UGUUAACUUAUACAGUAGUUUAUUCUCUAAACAUUGACCUUGUAGAUAAAUCAGUCAAAGGGAUGAAGUAAUAGAAUAUGAAAGUAUAGAAUGAAUAAAUGGUCUAUGAAUGUGUAUAAACUAAAUGAAACCAAUCUAAUUUCACAAUUAUUCAUGAUUAUUAUCAACAUUAGAUUUCACUGGUGCUUCUUGUUGUUGCUGUCGUUGUUGUUGUUGUUGUUGUGGAUGAAUCAAAUAGGUGUGUCCUCUUAGAACUAUAUUCAUUAUCCAUAAGGAUAACACUAGUUAUCACAUUACACCAGCUAGUUUAUAAUGUCUAUUCAUAUGUAUUAUUAUCAUUAUAGUUGAUACAAUGACAAGCAUAAUACAUUAUAAUUAAUCAUAACAAUACGAAUAAAUAGAACAAUUAACAUUCAAUUGUUUCAAACUGUUUAAGAAAAAAACCUAUUCAAUACAUGUGCAAUAGAUUAUACACAAUAUCAGCUCUUAUCAGUCUGUCAUUCAUCCAAUUUAAAACGUUGAUUAACGAUUAUAUAAUUUAUAAAGUAAUUCAUCAUGAAAGCUGAUCCAUCAUACAUAGAUCUUCUUUCACCUUGUCCUAUUUAUCCUAAUCCAAUGUUAGCAUUUAGUUCAAAUAUACAAAAUUCAGGAAAUUUAUUUUCAUCAGAUAUUUAUAAAGAUUUAAAACCAAUUAGUUGUAAUGGAGUUACCAUGACAACAAUAACAACACCAUCACCACCACAACCCCCACUACCAUCCCUAACAACAACAACAACAAAUUGUACAUCAGUACUUGGUGAAAUAACAACAUCAUCAACAUAUACAUCAUGUUUUCCUAAUGCCUACUAUUCAUCUUCUAAUUCCUCUUUAAUCUCAUCAGUAGAGAUAUCGGCAACACCGGUAACAUUCAAUAAUGAUACAUCAUCAAUAAUUAUGAUAAAAAUUUUUUAUUUAUUAGAAACUAUAUGUCGAUCGAAACAUUUAAUAUACGAAGAAAAAUUAAAAAUUCUUAUGAAUAUAGCAGAAUAUGUAAUAAAAUUUUAUGAAUAUUUAACAAAUUCAAGUAUCAAUGAUCCAGUUUCACAGGAUCAUGAAACUCCACUGAAUCUGACACAACCAAAACUAUUGAAUAAAGAGACAAAUAUCAAUGUAUCUCCUUCGUUUACAUCAUCUCAAUCAUCAUCAUCCUCCUCCUCAUCAUCAUCUUCGUCCAUCCUUUAUCAUUUCAAUCAACAGAAUUCCCCUGAUCAAUCAAUGAAACCUGAUAAACGAUCAAUUUCAUUAUCAACACCAAAUAAUAAUACUUCAACUAAUUUAGUAAUUCCAAUACCACAGCCUAUACCUUGGUUACAAAAAUCAGAUCAAUUAUCAAAUGGAUCAAAUAGUACUUCAAAUAAUAAUAAUAAUAAUAGUAAUGUGACAUUUCCUGAAACGAAUUUAACUUCAUCAUUGAAUUGGUUAUCAACAUUAUCAGAUGGUAAAGAAUUACCGAAAUGGUUAUUAGAACAGAUUACACCAACUACUGAAAAGAUGAAUAUCAAUUCAAUUUCACAAUCAAAUAAUGUAAUUACUGAAACAAUGUUAAAUUAUUUAAAAUUUUAUUAUUCAAGACUUUCAACAAAUGACAAUCCAUAUGAUCACCAUGAUCAUCAUCAUGAUCUUUAUCAUGAUCAUAAUCAUCAGCAUUUAUCCCAACAACAAAUUCAAUCACAAAUGGAACAUAUCAUUCAAAUGAAAAAAUUACUAAAAUUAUCUAAUCAUGAAUAUACUACUGAUAAUCAACUACUAAUAAAUAAUAAUAAUAAUAAUAUUGAUUUUAUUGAUAAAACAUCUACUAUACAAAAAUCAAUUAAUCAAUUACAUGAAAUAAUUGAUCAAACCAAAUUUAAAUUUAAUAAAGAAUCAAUAAUGCCGACAACAGUAACCAUGCAAACAUCAUUAUCAGAAUAUAAUUAAUUAAUCAUAUUUCAUUUAAUGGAUCAAUAGUUAAUAAGAAUGAUAAUCAUAAUAAUAACAAUCAUUCAAUGUCAUUUGUAAAUGUUUCUCUUCCAUCUUCAAUGUAUUUGUCACCAUCGUCAUCAUCAUCAUCAUCAUCAUCA
This is a messenger RNA of Schistosoma mattheei, 2099 nucleotides long. The record is from the annotation of a GenBank genome assembly. NCBI's taxonomy places the organism in Eukaryota, Metazoa, Platyhelminthes, Trematoda, Strigeidida, Schistosomatidae.